This is a messenger RNA of Syngnathus typhle (broad-nosed pipefish), 1847 nucleotides long. Its product is annotated as arrestin red cell. Gene Ontology annotation, biological process: signal transduction; positive regulation of ERK1 and ERK2 cascade; G protein-coupled receptor internalization. Gene Ontology annotation, cellular component: cytoplasm. The transcript has 16 exons. Gene Ontology annotation, molecular function: angiotensin receptor binding. Lineage: Eukaryota; Metazoa; Chordata; Actinopteri; Syngnathiformes; Syngnathidae. The record is from RefSeq and is a predicted model, not a curated record. The coding region runs from base 274 to 1497 and encodes 407 amino acids.
GCACGCGUGUGCGCGCGCGCAAACGACAGCGGCAAGCGAGCGAAGCAAACAGCGCAGCAGCCCUCGCGGAAGUAGCAGCAAACUCAGGCGGCGCUAAAUAAAAUUAGCAUACCCGCUUAGCGGUUCGCCGAGGCGGAUGGAAGGUUGAACACCGCCCGCUGGCAUACUACUGACAAAAGAAAAGGGGACAAUAUCCGUUAGAGCCAAACGACGUAAGCGACCGAGUCCGGGCUCGUCUCUUCCGGUCCUUCUUGACGUCCGCUGGCCGUGGAGAUGGGCGACAAGGCGAGUACGAGAGUCUUCAAGAAAUCCAGUCCAAACUGUAAGGUGACGGUCUACUUGGGCAAGCGGGACUUCGUGGACCACCUAGACCACGUGGAUCCAGUCGACGGUGUCAUCUUGGUGGAUCCAGAGUACCUGAAGGACCGGAAAGUCUUCGUCACACUGACUUGCGCCUUCCGUUAUGGCCGCGAGGACUUGGACGUGUUGGGUCUGUCCUUCCGCAAGGACCUGUACAUCUCCACCUUCCAGGCCUUCCCGCCCGUCCCCGAUGAGCGCAAAGCCAACAGUCGACUGCAGGAGCGGCUCCUCAAGAAGUUGGGCCAGCACGCGCACCCUUUCUACUUUACUAUCCCUCAAAAUCUUCCAUGUUCCGUCACGCUGCAGCCUGGACCUGAAGACACCGGCAAGGCGUGCGGCGUGGACUUUGAGAUCCGAGCAUUCUGUGCCAAGAACAUGGAGGAGAAGAUCCAAAAGAGGAACUCUGUGCGUCUGGUGAUCCGCAAGGUGCAGUACGCUCCGGAGAAGGCGGGACCUCAGCCCAUGGUGGAGACCACUCGCAGCUUCUUGAUGUCGGACAGGUCGCUGCACUUGGAGGCGUCGCUGGACAAGGAGCUGUACUACCACGGCGAGCCCAUCAGCGUCAACGUGCACGUGACCAACAACUCCACCAAGACGGUCAAGAGGAUCAAGAUCUCAGUCCGUCAGUACGCCGACAUCUGUUUGUUCAGCACGGCGCAAUACAAAUGUCCCGUGGCGCAGCUGGAGGCCGACGACCAGGUGUCGUCGAGCUCCACCUUCUGCAAAGUGUACACGCUGACGCCGACCCUGGACAAGAACCGCGAGAAGCGAGGCCUGGCGCUGGACGGGAAGCUCAAACAUGAAGACACCAACCUGGCCUCCUCCACCAUCGUCAAGGAUGUGACCAACAAGGAGGUUCUGGGCAUUCUGGUAUCCUACAGGGUCAAAGUCAAGCUGGUGGUCUCACGUGGCGGCGACGUGUCGGUGGAACUGCCGUUCAUCCUCAUGCACCCGAAACCGGCCGACCCCCCCGUGUCGCGUCCGCAGUCAGCCGCGCCAGAGUCGGACCCGCCCAUCGACACCAACCUGAUCGAGUUCGACACCAACAGCGUGUCCCAGGACGACGACUUUGUUUUCGAGGACUUCGCCCGGCUGCGUCUCAAAGGCGUGGUGGACGACAAAGAUGAGGACUGCUAGGAGCGAGCCGCCCACCUGCGCGCCUCCGCACAUGUACAACGCACACACGCACGCAUACACAGGUUAACAUUCCCGGCGGACGGACGGACGGCACCAAAUUUGGGCGUCGCCUCUGUGUUGUGCCGCGUCACCGCCAUCUUCGCAUUUUAUUUGAUUGAAGGAUUUUCAAACGGGCUUCUCGCCAAUCGGCUUGUUGCGAUUCUUUGCAUACGACAGUAAAUCGAGGUUUUGGAUCUUGGCAUAUUGCGCCCAAACUGAUCUUGGACCAAAAAUGGCAAGGUGCAUUGAAAACGCGAGGCGCUUCGCAAUCCUCAUUUGCUGUUGUUUGCCAAAACAUUUGUUUGUUUUUU